Messenger RNA from Penicillium concentricum, 417 nucleotides. RefSeq lists its product as uncharacterized. The record is from RefSeq and is a predicted model, not a curated record. The transcript has 2 exons. NCBI's taxonomy places the organism in Eukaryota, Fungi, Ascomycota, Eurotiomycetes, Eurotiales, Aspergillaceae. The coding region runs from base 1 to 417 and encodes 138 amino acids.
AUGAAGUUCUCCAUCGCUACCAUCGCCGUCCUGGCCACUGCUGUCACCGCUCAACAGGGAUACCAGCAGCCCCAGCAGUACCAGGGCCAACCUCAACAGUACCAGGGUGGCCAGGGUUACCAACAGCCUCAGCAAUACCAAGGAGGCCAGGGCUACCAGCAACCCCAGCAGUAUCAGCAAUACAUUCCCCAGCAGAACAAGUACUCCCCGGCUGAGGCCCAGGCCUUCCACACUUGCAUCGAUCAAAUGCUUGAUCAGUUCAACAUCGAAAACUCGGGUAGCUCGGUUUCUUGCUCUACCUUCAAGUGCCUUGACCAGACCGCCAACCAAUACAGCCGAGGUGGCGUUCUCGCUGGCCUUGGAAAUGUUGUCAGCUUGGCCUGUGGCUUUGGUGGAAUCAUUCCCAAAUUCCUCUAA